UGGGAGGAAUAGUUGACAGCGCACCGUCGGAGCCUUUACGCAACACAGCUACAAUGUAAUGGACUUUUAAUUCCAAAACGAAUUUAAAAGAGUUGACAAGCCGGUGCAACAAGAACAUAUUACAUUAAACUAACCGCUGACCUGAUAAAUAUUGUUCCUGCAAAGCUUAUGUCCUGCAAAGCUUAUGGACAUCAACAAUCUUGCGCGAGCCUAGUAGCUAGCCUCCUGUAAAGCUAGCUAUCUAGUCAGUUAGCUUGUUAGCUAACAACACUCCCCGUCUAUUUUUAGUGCAAUUAAGCAGCUAUUUCCAGACAAAGGCGUCACCCUCUUAUGACCUGUAAAGUCAUUAUUGUCUCCCAUGAUCUCGUUAAGUUAGCUAAUCAUUUGUACAAAAUGUCAACGACAUCGUUGGAUAAGGAAUUGCAGGAGCGCUUAAGAGAGGCGUCUGCGAUUGGAGACAUCGAUGAGGUGCGGAUUUUAGUGGAAAGCGGAGUAAAUGUCAACUCUCAAAACGAAAUAAACGGAUGGACAUGUUUGCAUUGGGCAUGCAAGAGAAACCACAAACAGGUUGUGUCGUACCUGCUGAACUCUGGAGCUGACCAAGAGAUCCUCACAGCUAAAGAUGAGCUGGCUGUCCAGCUGACCUCUAAGCCUGAAAUCAGAAGACUGUUAGGAGUUGAGGAGGAGGAAGUGCCUGAAAUCAAGGAGCCUGAGUUGCCAAUCAUCCCAAACUACCUGUCCAACCCGCCAUUCAUGUAUAGUAAGAUGGACAACAAGGCUGAGCUGAUAUUGGCACAGUUGACCCAAAAUGGCAAUGGAGACCACUCAUCAGAGGACCCACACAGCGACCCAGCUUCCCUGUCGCCCACCCACGAGCAACAGCUGCCUCAGCAACCGCAGAGCCUACUCUCUGACACCCCGAGCCCGAGGGAGGGGGCCUUCAUUCCAAUGGCAGAGCAGAACGGAGUGUCGCCGAGCCCUGCCUCGUCUCUCACCGUCAACGGAGGCCUGCCUAUGGACCUCUCCAUGGAGCCCCACCUGGUCAACCAUGGGGAGUACCCACACUCGGUGGCCCAUAAUGGGCCUGUGUGCUCUCCUCCCCUGCCCUCCCCCAGCCCCAGCACCACCAGCAGUAGCAGCCAGGCCCAGGUGGCUAACGCUAACCCAUCCAUGACCCGGCAGCAGUCCAUCCCUCAGCAGCUCAACUGUGGCCAGGGGGCUGGGGGUAACAUGCCUGCCUUCCAGCCUUUCUUCUUUACCAGUACCUUCCCUGUCAACGUGCAAGAACUGGUCCUAAAGGUGCGCAUCCAGAACCCCAAUGCGCGGGAGAACGACUUCAUCGAGGUAGAGCUGGACAGACAGGAGCUGACCUACCGCUCGCUGCUCCGGGUGUGCUGCCGCGAGCUGGACAUAAGCGCCGAACACGUGGAGAAGAUCCGCAAGCUGCCCAACACCAUGCUCAGAAAGGACAAAGACGUGGCUCGGCUGCAGGACUUCCAGGAGUUAGAGGUGGUGCUGGAGAAGGCUGAGGGCCUGGCACUCCUCUCUGGGGCGGGAGGCCUCACCGACAGACCCUGCUACAACAUGAAGGCCUCCAGACUCACCUACUAGAGAUCAACAGGACUAACAGACACACAGACAGACGCUGAUGUCCAUGUGGACCCUACUAGCUCUCUAUUGGCCGUAAUAGCUACUAUCGUUUAGUCAAUUUCAUUGCAGUAUGAUUCGGUGUCGUUCAGCCAGCGUUAUUGAGGUUUGUUUCAAAAUCCCGUUGUGUUAGCUAGGUAAUGUGGUCGUCCUCCUCGCCAUGCCUCUCUUUGCCUUGCUCCCUGCCAGUCUGUGUCCCCAUGCAGCACUCGCUAACCGAUUACUCAUGCAUCAUGUCCUCAGUUAUAUACUGAAGAAUUUGGGCCUCCUUCCCUCGCUCUCCCCUCCUCUCUUCCCCCUGUCCCACUCUCUCUCAUCCCUCUCUAGUUUGUUGUGUCGGGCUACAGUGGAACAUUGGCGUUGAGGGACAGUGACAGUCUUCCAAGAUGGCUUAACUUAUGUACUGUACAUGGAUCCCUUUGUACUGGGCAUUAGUCAUAUAUGUACUGUGGACUUGGCUCAUGGAUGAUGAGGGGGUUGAUAAGAGUAGAGGCCAUUUGAACAGCUCUUCUGAUAUAGGCCUACUGCUCUUAUCAGUCCAACAUGGGCAGCUUGGUACAAUGUUGCGACACAGCUGACUUGCACACAGCAACAUGCAGUACUGCCGCUUGCUUUGGUGGACAUAACAGGUGGCUGCUGACGUUCCAACUGGCAUUCACACACAUUCUGCAGACUGUAUACACACACACACACUCAGUCAUACUCAGUCAUACUCCCACACUUCAGUGAUAUUUCCAAAUGGUUGCCCACGUUAUCACACUACCCUGUUUAUUUGUUCUUAGGUGGAUGCCUGAUGGAGCUAUUUAUAGAGAUGUUGCUUUGUGCUACUGAGGUUCAGUAAUCUAAGAGGGAGUGGGUGUGAGUGCUGUCUCUUGCCAGUUGAGAAGUUUGUGUUAGUUUUGUUGAACUGUUUGUUGUUAUGUGCUCAGUAAGCAAACAGAUGCUUCAAGUUUCAUCCAUAUUGUUAAGACAGUGGCUCUGUUUCUUAAAGAACUGUCUUUGUUAGGUGGAAGAUAACAGCCUUCUAACAGAUGCUAUGGUUAGCUAGCUCCACAGACACCGUCUGGAUUUCAAUCAAACACCCAAUGUGGAAACAUUAUUCAUUGCUCCUGCUCUAUGAUAAACAAACAUUUUUUAUUUUUUAUUAUACAACGUUUACUUGCUGAAACGGAACAAAACUAAUUGAGAUUGACAUGUAUUUGGUGCAGGGGCAAUAUUUAUAUUUUCUACAAUUUGGUUGAAUGUUUGUGUGUGAGGGGUUAUUUUUAAUGUAACAGUUAUUGGGUAUAAUAUUCAACUGACACUUUCAACUGUGAAUGAAAUGAAUCGUAGGCAGUUCCUAUAGAGUUAAGGUAUUAUUGAUUUAAGCAGAAACCGCUAGGUGCACUUUAGGGGAAGUAUAUUCCCAGCACAAGUGGAGGUUCCCCUAAAAUGAGGAUGUUAAACCAUUUUUGGAUUGCUUCACUUAAGAUAUUUCCAUUUACUGUGAUUAGAUCAAAACCAAAUACAAACCUAGACAGAAAAAUAGUCUGGUUCUCCACAAUAGAUUUAUCAAUCAUAAAUGUCCUUCUAUUUUUGAAUUGCUGUAUAAAAUGUGUUUUUGUUUUGUUUUUCGGAACGAACUGAAUGAUGUAGCAAAGGAUAGUUUGAAAGGAUUGUUUGCGUUUCAUAAGUUUGUGACACAGCUGUUAUGUUUGAGUGCUUCCAUAACACUUUCCCCAAGCAAUUCUCCCCAAGCCGUUGGUUCUAUUGUACAGUGCAUUUGUCAUAAUACACAAAUUCAUACUGCUCUGUCAGAACGUUUAAACAUAUAACCUACAUUAACAUGUAAGCUAGCUAGGGAUCAAAUGUUCGUUCUUGAGGGGUCCCCGGGUUUAAACUACUGACAUUUUACUUUUGUCAAGUUAUGGUGUUUGCUACUUAUUUGUUUGAGUAUAAAUGAUGAUUCAUACACAAGAAUGCAAAUGUUAGUAUUGAAGCUGAAUCCGAGUACAUUGAUUGAAAAGAUUACUGCUUAAUGACAAACACAUUUGCUCAUAGAAGACUAAGACCCUAACAUGUCCUAUCAGUUCUUCAUGCUAGUUACAUUCAGUUCAACGGUACAGUCAGUGCCCCACUGCAGAAGUUUAUAAACAAUCAAGUCAGUUACUAACAAAGCUGUUAAUUGUUUACCGUUGAAAUGUAUACCUUAAGCUCUGACUGUCUUAGUAUGUUAUUGAUUCUAUAUUUUUUAUUAAUUGGUAAUUUCCUUUUUUAACGAGCAAUUUCUUUCGUUUGUAUCGAUGCCUACAAGUAUGGAAAGCGUUUAUCAAUGGGGGGGAAAGUGAAGGUAUGUUGCAGCUAGGAUGAAACCAAGUGCAAAGCCACAGUAUCUGCUGUGUUGGGAAUGAGUUUAGUGUAAAUGUUGAAGAAAUACAAUAAGAAAGACUAACUUGAACAUGUCAAAUGGACUAUCAAGAGAGAAUUUGGUGUUCCUAACUUUUUAAUGCUUUAUAAGUGAUGAUGUGCCACGAGAGUGAGAGGUACUUGGUUGAAGAAGCUGGGCGAUGGUGUUUGAAAUGCCUACGGCCAUUUUGUGCCCGGUGUUCUAGACCUACAGUCUUCUAGAAUGUUCCAGAAUUGUUACUGGUUCUGUGCGAAUGGAAGACUAAAAUUGUACUGAUUGAUUGCUCAUGUUCUAGAGGAAGAAUACAGUCUAACUUAACCUAUGCAUUCAGAGUCUGAUAUUUUUAUAUGUCCUGUGUACCUUUGAUAAAUUCCUUAUAGGCACUGUUUAACUUGUUUGAUUGUGAAGACCUGUACCUGUUCUUUGAUAAAGCAUGGUGGAUUACUUGA
Coregonus clupeaformis (lake whitefish) is the source of this 4482-nucleotide messenger RNA. Its product is annotated as ankyrin repeat domain-containing protein 40-like. Gene Ontology annotation, molecular function: protein binding. The record is from RefSeq and is a predicted model, not a curated record. The transcript is spliced from 5 exons. Lineage: Eukaryota; Metazoa; Chordata; Actinopteri; Salmoniformes; Salmonidae. Bases 331 to 1611 code for a protein of 426 amino acids.